AUGCUCCCUGCUCAGGAAGCGGCCAAGAUCUACCACACCAACUACGUGCGUAACGCGCGCGCCGUGGGCGUGCUGUGGACGGUGUUCACCAUCACCUUCGCCGUCAUCACCGUGGUGGUGUUCAUCCAGCCCUACUGGAUUGGGGACAGCGUGAACACGCCGCAGGCCGGAUACUUCGGCCUCUUCCACUACUGCAUCGGGAACGCGCUCACCUCGGAGCUCACGUGCAAAGGGAGCGCGCUGGACUUCGGCUCCAUCCCGUCCGGCGCGUUCAAGACGGCGAUGUUCUUCGUGGGGAUCUCCAUGCUGCUGGUGGUGGGCAGCAUCGUCUGCUUCAGCCUCUUCUUCUUCUGCAACGCGGGGAGCGUGUACAAGAUCUGCGCCUGGAUGCAGCUGGCCUCCAGCACAUGCAUGGUGAUUGGCUGCAUGAUCUAUCCUGAUGGCUGGGACUCGGAGCAGGUGAAGCGCAUGUGUGGCCAGCGCACCGACAAAUACACCCUGGGCAACUGCACGGUGCGCUGGGCCUACAUCCUGGCCAUCAUCAGCAUCAUGGACUCCCUCAUCCUGUCCUUGGUGGCCUUCAGCCUGGGCAGCCGGCAGGACAAGCUGCUGCCCGAGGACUUCCAGGUGGAGGAGAAAGAUAAUGCGUAG
Chelmon rostratus (copperband butterflyfish) is the source of this 651-nucleotide messenger RNA. RefSeq names its product LHFPL tetraspan subfamily member 5a (gene lhfpl5a). The transcript is spliced from 3 exons. Gene Ontology annotation, biological process: detection of mechanical stimulus involved in sensory perception; sensory perception of sound. Gene Ontology annotation, cellular component: plasma membrane. NCBI's taxonomy places the organism in Eukaryota, Metazoa, Chordata, Actinopteri, Chaetodontiformes, Chaetodontidae. The record is from RefSeq and is a predicted model, not a curated record. Bases 1 to 651 code for a protein of 216 amino acids.